AUGGGUAAAGCCAAGAAGACGAGAAAGUUUGCACUAGUAAAGCGUACUCUAAACACAAAAAAGGAUGCAAGAUUAAAGGCGAACCAAGAUAAAGACACCAAAGGCCAGGACCCGGAACUUACGAAGAGUAUUCCACAAGUGUCAAGUGCACUGUUUUUCCAAUAUAAUGAAGCAAUUAAGCCACCAUAUCAAGUUCUGAUAGAUACCAAUUUCAUCAACUUUUCCAUUCAGAAGAAAAUCGAUAUAGUCAGAGGGAUGAUGGAUUGCCUCCUCGCCAAAUGUAUACCUCUCAUCACAGACUGCGUAAUGGCCGAAUUAGAGAAGUUGGGGCCCAAAUAUCGUAUUGCCUUGAAACUUGCUCGUGAUCCUAGAAUAAAGAGGCUCACAUGCUCGCACAAGGGAACAUAUGCAGAUGACUGCUUGGUAAACCGUGUCUUGCAGCACAAGUGCUACAUCGUGGCCACUAACGAUGCGGCAUUGAAGCAGCGUAUAAGGAAGGUCCCAGGUAUCCCACUAAUGAGCGUGGGCGGACACUCUUACGUGAUUGAAAAAUUGCCAGAUGUUUUUUAG
Messenger RNA from Lachancea fermentati, 570 nucleotides. Lineage: Eukaryota; Fungi; Ascomycota; Saccharomycetes; Saccharomycetales; Saccharomycetaceae. The record is from the annotation of a GenBank genome assembly.